This is a messenger RNA of Magnolia sinica, 1620 nucleotides long. RefSeq names its product probable LRR receptor-like serine/threonine-protein kinase At3g47570. The coding region runs from base 1 to 1620 and encodes 539 amino acids. Gene Ontology annotation, molecular function: protein kinase activity; ATP binding; protein binding. Gene Ontology annotation, biological process: protein phosphorylation. The transcript is spliced from 3 exons. NCBI's taxonomy places the organism in Eukaryota, Viridiplantae, Streptophyta, Magnoliopsida, Magnoliales, Magnoliaceae. The record is from RefSeq and is a predicted model, not a curated record.
AUGGUUUCCAUGGACAUACCAUCAAGUUUUGCAAAUUGGGGAUUUAUGGAAGAAUUGUUCAUUUCUCGAAAUAAGCUCAAUGGUACCAUCCUCAACCAAGUCGGCGCAGCUAUAAUCUCCCUGGAUCACAAUUCAUUCACUGGGUCUCUCCUGCUGGAAGUUGAUAACUUGGAAAAUAUUAGGGAGAUGGACAUCUCAGAGAACAAACUAUCAGGUGAAAUUCCAAAUACGUUGGGAAAGUGUCAAAGCAUGGAGUUGCUUUAUAUGCAUGGCAACUGGUUUCAAGGAACCAUUCCAGAGUCUCUAAAGAAUUUAAAAGGUAUCAAAGGGCUUGAUCUUUCGCGCAAUAACUUGUCUGGGCAGAUUCCAAAGUAUUUAGAAGAAUUUCAUUUCUUACAGAAUUUGAAUUUGUCAUUCAAUAAUUUCGAGGGUGAAGUGCCCAAAGGAGGAAUCUUUAGAAAUGCCAGCGCAAUUUCAGUUGUCGGAAACAGCAAACUCUGUGGAGGUAUACCAGAACUACAAUUGCCAGGGUGUCUUAAGCAAGCUUCCAAGAAACGAGAAAAACCUCUUGCUACCAGAAGAAGAAAUUCUCCAAAGAAAGCUUCUUCUCCAUCUUCUACAGAGAAUCAGUGGCUACGAGUUUCUUAUGCGGAUAUACUUCAAGCAACAGAUGGGUUUUCUUCGGCUAAUUUAAUUGGUGUGGGAAGUUUCGGUUCUGUGUAUAAAGGACUUCGAGAAUGCUUUGAAACACUUGUUGCAGUGAAGGUACUCAACCUCCUACAACAAGGAGCUUUUAAGAGUUUUGCAGCUGAAUGCGAAGCAUUAAGAAACAUCUGGCAUCGAAAUCUUGUCAAGAUCUUCACGGUUUGUUCGAGCAUUGAUUUUAAUGGCAAUGAUUUCAAAGCUCUAGUGUUUGAGUACAUGCCUAAUGGUAGUCUGGAGAAGUGGUUGCAUCCAAAUGUAGAUGAACAACCUCAACUGAGGUGUUUGAAUCUUACCCAGAGGCUAAAUAUAGCCAUUGAUGUGGCUUCGGCAUUAGAUUAUCUUCAUCAUCAUUCCAAAAUACCAAUUGUUCAUCGAGACCUAAAACCAAGCAAUGUUCUUCUUGAUGAUGAUAUGGUUGGCCACGUGGGUGACUUUGGUUUAACAAGGAUCCUCUCUGAAGCUGCAGAAGGUUUCUCCCAAAAUCAAACUACCACAUCUGGGAUUAAGGGAUCGAUUGGGUAUAUUCCUCCAGAGUAUGGGAUGGACGGUAAGGCGUCCACACAUGGAGAUGUAUACAGUUAUGGGAUCCUUCUACUCGAGAUGAUCACUAGAAAGCGACCAACUAAUGACAUGUUUAGGGACAAUCAAGGCCUUCAUCACUUUGCAAAGUCAAAUUUCCCAGAACAAGUAAUGGAGAUUAUAGAUCCAACAUUUCUCUUUAAAGAUACUGAAGCUAUUCAAGACAGUGAAAAUCGCAACAAUUUGAGAAAUAGAAUGCAUAAUUGCUUGGUUUCAUUGGUCAACGUUGGUGUAUCGUGUUCUGCGGAAUUGCCAAAGGAACGAAUGAAGAUGAGAGACGUUGUCAUGGAAAUGAAUGCAAUUAGAGACUUAUAUCUGGAGGUUGGGAUUCACUGA